AUGAUUAUCACUGUAUGGAAUGUGAGGGGUUUGAAUGACCCCUCUAAAGUAGCUGAUGUUAGGCAGCUGCUGAACAGGACUAAAAGUAAUCUGAUAUGUUUGCUUGAGACUAAAGUUAAACAACAUAAGAGUACAGGAUUGCAGAGGAAAAUUGGGUAUGGUUUAAAUUGGGUUUGUAACUAUUCUUGUUCUGGAAAAGGUAGAAUUUGGCUGGGGUGGAUGAGUGAUAAGUUGCGUGUUGAGGUUAUUACUAUUCACACUCAGUUUAUCCACUGUUGUAUUAGUAAUAUUGAUUACAGUAGACAGUUUUAUGUUACCUUUGUGUAUGGGCUUCAUAGCAUACAGGACAGGAAGGGUUUUUGGUCUAGUAUUGAGGCUAUUGGUCCUGCUGUUUUGCCUUGGCUAUGCACAGGUGAUUUCAACUCGGUUUUGCAGCAUCAAGACAGGAUCAAUGGCAAUGAUGUGACUGAUUAUGAAAUCAGGGAUUUCAGGAAUUUUGUGGAUUCUAUGAACUUUGUUGAGAUAAAAAGUAAAGGGUCCUACUAUUCUUGGUCUAAUAAGGCUCAUGUUGGAUCCCGUACUCUCACUAGAAUUGAUAGAGGAUUGGUGAACUUUGAAUGGUUACUUCAUUAUCCUACUGUUGAGGCUCACUAUCUGGCUCCUUCCCUCACUGAUCACUCUCCUCUUAUGUAUGAAGUGUUUCCUGCUCCUCCUAGUAAAGGAAGACCUUUUAGAUUUUUUAACUGCCUCAUUUCUCACCCUGAUUUCUUAGGGUUGGUUCUGGAAUGUUGGAGUGGUGGAGUCCCAGGUAAUGCUAUGUCCAGGGUUUGGAACAAGCUCAGAAACUUGAAGACUCAGUUGAAAACGCUUAAUAAGCAUUCUUUCAGUAAUGUUGACCAAAGAGUUUGUGAUGCGCAGUUGGCUUUGCUUGAUGUUCAGGAUUAA
This is a messenger RNA of Chenopodium quinoa (quinoa), 945 nucleotides long. RefSeq lists its product as uncharacterized. Gene Ontology annotation, molecular function: catalytic activity. The transcript has a single exon. The record is from RefSeq and is a predicted model, not a curated record. Lineage: Eukaryota; Viridiplantae; Streptophyta; Magnoliopsida; Caryophyllales; Amaranthaceae. The coding region runs from base 1 to 945 and encodes 314 amino acids.